CUGUUUCUGGCAGUAUGUACAUCCACUGUGUGUCAGAGGGCGCAUCGUUCCCAGAUGUCGUUAUAGACCAUAUCAAUCACAUGAAAUGGAUCGCACAAAAUGCUGGGAAGAUCAAACUCGGUUCAAUAGGUGAUCCUGUCAUCGUGAGAUCAGCAAUAUCCGUGAUCCCUCUUGGAUGGCAGGGGACCCCUGGUGAAGGUGGGUCGAGCCCCAUGAAGGUCGAGCUGCAAGGAUAUGGACUCAACACGUGUACUCAAGUUCGAGCAUCAGUAAAUGGGCGAUGGUGUUCUACUGUUGUAGAAUCUUGCACCGGUUCCGAGGGCUCAGCUGUAGACCGAGGAAAGCCUCCCUCUGCACCAGGUCCUCUACAAACCAUGCGGAUAACAAUAGGAGCACCCCUUCGGCGCAAUGUGCGGGGUGGUGGGGCAGCAGCAGAAACAACACUGGGAAGCAACAGUGGCGAGCAGGUAGUACAAGCUGCUGUAGAUGCAAAUCGAGCACCUGAAGAUGCAUCGACUCCGGAGCAGACCAAUGGGCCUAUCGAAAACCAUGGCACAGAGGCUGGUCUGCAAUCAACCCCAGCAGGAGGGAGCAGUCCUUUUGACGAGAGCUUCCAUGGAAUGGCCAGAUUUGAAGGUCUUUUUGAGCAGUGCGGUGGUGGACAGUAUGGUGAUGUGAUAGUCCACUGCACCAAUGAUUUUACAACUGUGAGUAAGGCAGUUACAACCAGGUUACGGCGAGUGCGUUUUCUGGGACUAGAGGGGGCAGGGAAAACUUCAUUGUUCGCAGCACUACUUGGGCAAGAAGAAGGGUCAAGCAGGGGCGGUCUUGAUGGAGGAAUUUUACCAGACACGGAAUGGGCUGAGGGAGUUGCUGGCGGAGUAGGCUAUGUGGACGCAGCAGGGAUCAACCUGCAGGACUUGGAAGGAGAACGUCGUCAGCUCCUGGAGGAGCUCUCAAAGGAGGCAGGGCCGCUAGGUCAAAGGGUGGAUCUUGUUGUGCUCGUUCAUAAUCUGGCUCAUAAGAUUCCCAUGCUGCGGCAGUCGACAAGAAUCAGGAAAACUGAAGAGAGCAGCAGACCUGCAUUAUCUGUUCUUCUUGAUGAGGUCGCAGCAGCGGGAUUGCCAGUCGUUUUGGCCAUAACCAAUAAGUUUGCGGCUAGUGCGGAGCGGAGGAAUGUCUUGGCAGCCGCGAUGACCGCACAAGCAAAAGGGUCUUACGCUUCGGUGGUAAAGUCGGGACCGGUUGGUGGAUACGGUAAGCGAGUCCUUUGGCGACAUAAACGCCAGGACGACAUGUUAGUUGUUUUUUAUGAUGACACUGUAGAGAAGUUACCCCUCUACGAGUCUGAGGGAGGUGGAGGUAAUGGUUGUAGUGAAUCUGAGAAGGGUGAUGUCACUGCCGUUGUGGCCAACAAGGGAGGUCAAAGUCAGUGGAAGAAGAAGAAGAGGCCACGCUCGUUUUCCAAGCACCCCGGCAUUGCGUUAGGAAAACCCUGGGAGAAGAUGAACAUGACGCGUGAGGAAUGGCAGUCCAAGAUGGACAAUCGCGAGUGCCUCAAGUGUGACACCGUGGGGCAUGUUAUAGCCUGGUGCCCCACUUAUCAGAAACCCAAAAGCGAGCAGCCAGUAGGAGUAACAUCUGCUCCUACUGAGUCGAAGGGUUCAGACGAAGACAAAGGUAAGGCACCUACAACCCCUUCUAACCUUUCGACUCUCAAGGCAGAGGAUGGCUCUUCGUCGGCCCAUCGUCCAGAGCACCCUGACACCGUUCUUUGCUCUGUCUCACUGGACGAUUCCCUUGACGAACUUGGUAAUGAACUUAUAGCACCUAGGAGUUUGUGGGCUAAGAAAGCUAAGUCUAAGGGUGAGUUAAUGAUCGCGAAAAUUGAGAUAGCGCACACGCGAGUUGGUGCAAUGUUAGAUCUAGGAUCGACGUGGUCCUACAUCUCAGAGAAGGCAAUUCGUAAAUUCCAUAUGGGAAUGAAGAUAAAGGAUGUACGUCGACCUAUCACGUCUACACCGACUGACAAGAGCACAAUUACUGUCUCUCAAUACGUCGAUCGUGUCAAGUGUUAUUUCAGGACAAAGGAAGUAAAGAAGAUCGUACAUGAAGUAUCCUUCGUAAUAGAGAAGAAUUUACCCUUUGACAUAAUUAUGGGUAUGGAUUGGCAUGAAGAAGCCGACCCAAAAGUUGAAUUCCAAGAUAAGAUUGUCAAACUUAAGGACAAAAAGUCCGAACUUCGAGCGAUUAAGUUAUAUCAUAGGUUUGGUUUUGACUCUACUCUAUCUUUUUACUGUAUGAGUUAUCCAACUUUUCGUUCGAUGGUAGUUAAGAAGAAGUUGGAUCAAGAGGUGAUGAUGGUGCUUGUCAAACGAGUCGGCGAGUGUUCCUCAUCCUAUCCACCUUCUAUCGAGAAACUUCUCAACGAGUAUAAGGACUUGCAGACUGAGCCGACGGGAAUCACUGAGCGUGCUAUUAAGCACACGAUUGAGAUUCUUCCCAGAAGGAAGAUUCCCAAGUGUCCCAUCUAUCGAAUGUCUCCCAGGGAACUUGAGGAAUUGUGUAAACAGUUGCAAAAACUUACUGACAUAGGAUGGAUUCACCCUAGCUCAUCUCCUUAUGGUGCCCCUGUCUUAUUCGUGCCCGAAAAGGAAGGUGAACUUUAUCUAUGUAUAGAUUAUCGUGAGCUGAACUCCGUCACUGUGAAAAACGCGGAACCACUUCCGCGCAUUGACGACCUCUUAAACCAGUUGCAGGGAUGCAGGUACCUCGAAGAUGGAGCUGGAGCUAUGGCGCCACAGGUCGCCGGCGCGGAUGGGACAUGGCACGCGAUGCCUGUUGGCUUGCUGCUGCAUGCGGACUUGAGCCUUUUGCAUAUUCGCGCGGGCUUGAGCCAACAAUUCCCAGUUCUUCCGGACGGAAGCGGGAGAGCAAGCGGCAUCGAUGUCGGCUGGUCGUGGGAGGAGAAGGUCGGCGAAGAUACAAUUUUUUUGUCCACCGUGGUGCAACUCGAAUGGAGUCACGCCGAUCGCCGGGUGCACCAAAGUGUUGUAGGUGAACUCGAUGUCGGGGAGGCGGUCAACCCAAUCUUUCUGGUCCGGACGGAUGAGCGUACGAAGCAUCAUUUGAGCGGUUUGAUGUGCCCACUCCGUCUGCCUGUCUGUCUGUGGAUGCCGAGCCGAACUUGGCUUCAUCUUCGUGUCGGACUCCUGCAUGAGAGCAAUCCAAAAUGCCGACAUGAAGCGAGUGUCGCGGUCGCUGACUAUGUCUUCCGGUACACCGUGGCCACAAAUCCAACCGGUGUGCAAGAGGCGUGCCAGCUCGGGAGCCGUGGAGUAGUACUUGCAAGGGAGAAAACGCGCAUACUUACUCAAACGGUCCACAACCGUGAGGAUGCCGUCGUGUCCGAGGCGGUCGAGGGGGAAUGGUCCGGUGACAUCCAUGGCAAUGGAGAGACCGGGUUCCUGCGGGAUCGGUAUCGGGCGCAGCUCGCCGUAGGGGUUGCGGCUGCGGGGUUUGCUUCGUCGGCAAACUUCGCAAGAGUCGCAAUACCUCGUGACGUCGGUGAUGAGGUCUGGCCAUCGGAAUCGUUGUCGAAGCCGUGCAGUAGUGCGGUUGACUCCGAAAUGGCCGGCGAGUCGCGAAUCCUGAUACUCGCAGAGGAGGCGAGUCCGAAGACGACGGUCGCGUGGGACACAUAGUAAGUCCUUGCCCCGCGAGUGCAGAAGCAAGUACCCAUCGG
Messenger RNA from Chara braunii, 3745 nucleotides. The record is from the annotation of a GenBank genome assembly. Lineage: Eukaryota; Viridiplantae; Streptophyta; Charophyceae; Charales; Characeae.